Limulus polyphemus (Atlantic horseshoe crab) is the source of this 2047-nucleotide messenger RNA. RefSeq lists its product as uncharacterized. Lineage: Eukaryota; Metazoa; Arthropoda; Merostomata; Xiphosura; Limulidae. The record is from RefSeq and is a predicted model, not a curated record. The transcript is spliced from 9 exons. The coding region runs from base 114 to 1052 and encodes 312 amino acids.
UAUUGUAACUGAAUCGUCAACAUCCUACUCAUAGUUUUCCAAAGGAUAGCAGGCCACUAAGAGGUUACGCCCGCUCUUCAGCCCUGAGCUACCAGAGCUUGAACAAAAUCAAGAUGGUUCUACUUAAAUCUUGCUGCUUUUGGAAAUCUUUGAAAAAAGGAUGUAUUGCCAGUGGAAGCUACACUCUGAUUUUUUACACCAUAGUUCUGAUUGCUAGUGUCUUCAAUUUGGAUGCAGUGAUUGAAGUUCCAGUUCUUCUUACGUUUUCCAUUGUUAUGGUAGUUUCAUCUGGAAUUUGCGUUCUAUCCUGUAUGCUUCUUUUCGUUGGUCUUUGUGUCGAUAAUAGAAUUUUCUUGCUGCCUUGGAUUGUCUCUGUUCCCGUAGCAACGCUCGUGGACUUAUUUGUGUCUCUCUAUCUUCUUGACGACGUGUCUUCUGAUCCUGGAGUGAUCAUCUUGUUUGCUGUUGACUUUAUUACUUUUAUACUUAAUGUAUACUGCCUGCUGUGCGUUAUUUCUAAGUUUCAAGAAUAUAGCGAAGAUCGCAGAAACCAUCCUUUGCAGAUUCCGCCAAGCGUUCGUUUCCAGCAGAAUCCUACAGGCAUACUUACAGUAACAAGAACACCAGCUCUUUCUUUAAAAACUACUCAAGCUACAGUGAUUUUGAAUACUAAGGGGAUAGUUACAUCCACUCCAACCUCUAGUACUGUCGUUCGUUCUCGUCAUUCUACUGAGUUAAGCUCCUUAUUCGGAGAUCCGAUUGUUCCAAAUAACAUUAAGAAGCAACCAUGUGAGAACCCCAGAACCGAGAACAUUCUUACCCUUCCUGAAGCCACUUCAUGCCCUUCUGAAAAUUUGGAUUUAAAUUCAUUUGCUGGAAAUAGUUAUCAAAGCAGGAUUAUCAAUGACAUCAGACCACAAGCAAUUCUACAACCAAAUACAGAUUUCGGUGAUCCAGUUGAUGCGGAUAAUGAACAGAAUCCUUUGUUAAGUCCCACAAAGCAGGAUUAUGCCUCCGAAAAACCAGAUACUGAAGAGAGGGAAGAGAUUUAAUCUUGAAUGAGGACGUUAAAGAUCCUUGAUCAGUAAUGCUUCCAUUUUCAACAUCAAUAUUAUAUUUUAAGUAACCAACAUUUUAUAUUAACAAAGACCCUCUUUGUUAAAGCAAAAAGGUUGAACAGUUUUCUAUGCUUUCAUUUGAAGGUAUUAUGAAAUUAAUUAGUUUAAGAAUUCGUCCAUUUGAUUUAUCUGAAGUCUGAGCGUAGGUUAGAGUUUCAAUUAUCUCAGAUACCAUCUUAUAUAUCUUAUUUAUGGGUAAACAUGUACCUUUUCUUUAUAAACAUAUUGAAUGAUGAAAAAGCUUAGCAAAGCUUUAAUUUUAUAAUAGUGACUGUUUGGUUUUGAGAGUAUAACAAACAUGUGAUAUAUUCCAUUAUUUCAUUAUCUUAAAAAUAAGAACCAUUUUAAUUGUUCUGACAGGAAUACAAACAAUCCAUUGUAAUGUACUGUCGUGUAUUCGUGUAAAUAUACUCAAGACUUCAGCUAACAUUACGGUAGAAAUAAUAAAAAAUGCUGAGAAAAGAUAUUCAGUAUUAAGGAAUAGUGACGAUUGGUAUUUCGCAAUCUAGCUGACAUCUUACGCGACACGUGCUAAACUGUUAAAUCAGAGUUACUACGAUUUUGGUAAAAAACAAAAAGGCCCUAAUUUUGACCUGCUGUCCAGCCGGGGGGCAAACUGUCGGCAACUUGACGCUUAUCUGGUUUCUUUUAACAGAAAUUAAUGUCACUUUCAUAACGCUGAAAAUGCGAAGCAUGAUUUACGGAAUACCAUGGUAUCGAUCCCAGGAUCUUUAGAUACACAAUUUGUUACGCUUAUCAGUAGGUGGGAAUAUGUAAAUAAAAUAUCAUUAAGAAUAAUGUUUACAAAUAAUGCAUGUUUUCAUAAGAAAUGUCACCAUAUGAGUAUAGCCAUCAGACGUUUCACGUUUUUAAUUGUAAAAGGUGACCAUCUGUAUGUUAUAUGAUGUUUAAACAAGUCAAUGUAUAAG